This is a messenger RNA of Apis mellifera (honey bee), 2635 nucleotides long. RefSeq lists its product as uncharacterized. The record is from RefSeq and is a predicted model, not a curated record. The transcript has 5 exons. NCBI's taxonomy places the organism in Eukaryota, Metazoa, Arthropoda, Insecta, Hymenoptera, Apidae. The coding region runs from base 567 to 2291 and encodes 574 amino acids.
UUGGGAGCAACCGCGGUGCACGGAUCGAACGCGUUUCGACAUUCGACUUUCCCCCAACGGGCUCGUCAAUUCCGUUCAACGGGAAAAGUUAGUAGAGUGAAUUUCCUUACGGCAACAAAUUCCUUUUCCACCCGCCUCUUUAAAUAUCGUCGUGGAAGAAGGUUAAAAUUCAAGACUGGAUUGCUACUUUCCUCGAUAUAUCGAGAUCCAUCGUGGUGAGAAAUAUUCAGAAGAGGAUAGAAAUUGCGAAGGAAAAUGUGCAAGGCACGCCGCAUUCCCGCGCAAGAGAUCAUCGUCCCGCCACCUGCACGAAUGGUAACCUUCUCCCUCGAAACUUGGACAUCCCCCUCCUACGUGAGCACCGCUUUGCUGGUUCUCGUGAAUCAGAAACACCAAUAAUCAAGAAAAAGAAGAAGAUUCGAUCGCGUGAAAUAUAGUGCGCGUCUCCAAGUAAUAAAGACCGACUCGUUUAUAUACCAACAAUUAUAAUUAUGCUUCGCGUCUAUCGCAACGCGUAAAGUUUCGAAGCAAAUUAUUCCGAGCAAUUAAUUUUGACAAAGCUAAAAAUGGCGGAAAUACCGGCCCCCGUCCACUGUUACACGAAUCCCUCGUUUUGCCGUCAAUCUGAAUACAUACCGGAGGAUCGGGGCGGCGGCGACCUGCCGCCGCCUCCUCAAUUUCAAUGCGGCGACGAUCUACCACCGCCGCCCCCUCCGUUGCAACUGCAGUGCAACGGCGGCCAGACGAAUCCCGCGUUUCAAGAAAUCGGCGAGAGCAGAAGGGCGGAGAGGUGCGGGGAGGCGGGCGGAGGCAGAUACGGUUGCUACCUCGAAAACGGUAACAACUCGGCGCAUCGAAGGUAUGGAAGCGUUCCGUUCGAGGAACGCCGGUACAACCAAGGUUCAAGGUACGAGUACAUAGAGGAUAUAGAGGAGAGGAGCGACGUGCAGAGAAGGGGUUCCCUGAGGUACCCCGAGUUGAUUCCGCGCCAGCAGGUGCAGCAACGUUCCGCACCGGCGGCCAACCAAGACGACGGGCGGGAACCGCAGAUGCCCGGUUGCCGGAACAACAGCGGUGGAAGAUACGCCGUUGUACCGGGUGAUCAGGAUUACCAGGACGAGGAAGCAGCGUGGAGCACGGUGAAGCGCGUAUCCUCGACGCGGAGGCAUAUCAACACGCCGCAAGGGCGUUACAGCAGGGUGCCGUUGCAAGAGGAGGAACCGCCUGCUCUGCCGGAACGAAACGGUCAGGAACUGUCCACCUCGCCCAAGAAUAACUUGGCCACGCAAAAAUUGCACGAGAUAUUGGCCACACCCAGGAAGCCACCUCGAUCCAGAUCCGAGGAGAGGACGUUAUCUCCAAAGAGGCAACACUCGUUCAAUCAAACCGGUACGCCACAAAGAAGAGCCCUCACCCCAGCUGGUUCCCCAACCGGUCGAACGUUCAGCCCUACUCGUUCCACGCCGCAUGGAACUCCUCAAAAUCGUACAUUCACCGGGGGGCUUCACACUUCAACCCCGAACAAAGAGCCAUCCGCACGAAGAUGCCUACCAUUAUUGGAAAACCCGUCCCGCCAACAGGAUGUUUGCCCGGCCAGCAAUUGUGGAAGGCUACGUUACAUUGGAACAGCUCCGGUCGACCUUGUGACGAUGGGUCAUGGUGACCCACCGCCUCGUUACGCAUACAUGGAAAAUGGACUAGAAUCUAUGCCGAUGGUGUCCGGUUCACCGAGGUAUCAAGUAAUACCUGCUGGACAGAAAAGGAACGGGUAUCAAAGCGUGGAAAGUGCCUUCAUCGCUAGAACCGCAGUUGUCCCGCCGCUGUCACCGCCGAACAGCGACGCCAACACAACCUUGGCCAGCGGUCUGGAGAAGAACGACAGAAGAAACGCGCCGUUCUUAUUGGUCCUGGUUGGAAUUCUAACCUGCGGUUUGGCGCUCUACUUGUCGUGGACGCAAGGGAGAAGGUCGAAAUUCGUUUCCAGGUAUUACUACGACAGCGCGGCUGGUUGUGGCGCGUGUUGCGCAUUGGCAGGCGCUUGCAGAACGUUGAGAAAGACUUGGACAGGACUUGGACUCGCGGGAUUGUCGGCCCUCAGUUGCGCAGGCCUUUUGUUGCUCGCCGCCAAAUCUCCCAAACCUGGCACACCUCUCCACGACGUCACGGCCGGCGCUUUGUGCGGCGUUUCUUUGCUCGGCGCCGUUCUCGCUCUGCUCGCGCUUCUCUCACCAAGGUGCAAUUUAGGCAGACACAGAAGGGUGCAUUCUUGGAUACCUCGUCUCUCGCCUUGAUUUCGUCAGAUUCUAUUCUUCCAGAUGUUUGAUAUUCUUGUUUAAGAAUAAUUCCAGCCAAAAAUUUAUUAACUGGAACUCAUUUUUGAAACUGUUUGAAACUGUUGACCGAUUCAGCAACGUUGAAAUCCUAGUCUGCCAAGUCAAGAGUUGAAUUAUUAUAUGGGAAUAACAGGGAAGAGGGUAUAACGUAAGAAAACGAUUUAAACUGUCGACGUGACAUUAUCGAUCUUAAGAUAAACGAACUUGUAAUCCAUGCUCAUGAAAAUUACUCAAGUACAAUAUUUUUCCACGAUCUUGUAUAUUUUGUAACGAUUUUUAAAUAAAAAUUUCCGAAAAAAAAA